ACUUCCUGCUUACGAGCGCAGUUCCUGUAACGGAAGGCAGGACGCAGGGAUGGCGGAGAAUAUCUCCGACAGCAGCGGCUCUGGCUGCCGGCGGUGCUCCGUUCACGCCGCGGGGGAGAAGGUGCCGAGCCGCGGCGGCGAGGCUUCCAAGUGGGUCCGCCUGAAUGUAGGCGGCACGUACUUCCUAACCACACGGCAGACGCUGUGCCGGGACCCCAAGUCGUUCCUGUACCGGCUGUGCCAGGCCGACCCCGACCUCGACUCCGACAAGGAUGAUACAGGAGCCUAUUUAAUAGACAGAGACCCAACAUACUUUGGCCCAGUGCUCAACUAUCUGAGGCACGGCAAGCUGGUCCUCAACAAAGAUCUGGCUGAGGAAGGUGUACUGGAAGAAGCCGAGUUCUACAACAUCACAUCACUGAUAAAGCUCAUCAAAGACAGGAUCAGGGAGAGGGACUGCAAAACAUCACAGGUGCCUGUUAAGCACGUGUACAGAGUCCUGCAGUGCCAGGAAGAGGAGCUUACGCAGAUGGUCUCCACCAUGUCCGACGGCUGGAAGUUUGAGCAGCUUGUCAGUAUAGGCUACGGGCGGGACCACCAGUCAGAGUUUCUGCUGAUUGUGUCCAGGGAGGUGAGGGGAGAGGAGACCGGUUUCCCCAUCCGUGGCGGCAGCAGCAGCGGCGAGCUGGUCAGCAUUGGCUCAUCCUAUAACUAUGGAAACGAAGACCAAGCAGAGUUCCUUUGCGUCGUCUCCAAGGAGCUGCACAACCAAUCAUACGGCACCAGUAGUGAGCCGAGCGAAAAGGCAAAGAUUCUUCAAGAACGUGGAUCUCGGAUGUGAAGAGACAGUAUUAAAUCCUAAGAAUUUUUUAUUUUGCUCUGAGCUCCAGGUAUAGAAAUGUACACGCUGCGUUUGAUCCUUCAAGAUGAGAAAGAAAGAACUUGGAUCCUACGCUUCCACCCCUCCUUGCCCAUUUGUUUUAUUUUUUUUUUUUUAUUUUGUGUGUGUAUAUAACAGGUCAGUUUAGUGACUUUCUUGUGCCUGUAUAAAACUGGACUUUUUUUUUCCCUCAAUGUUGAUUGAACUUUUGCAACUAAAAAAAGUUAAAUAUGCAUGUAACUUAUUAGCUGAGCGAAGACGGUCAUUUUUUUUGGCCAGUGAUUUACUCAGGGUAUCUAAUUCAUUUUUUUCCCUUCUCUAAACUUGAAUUAUUUUGAGGGAUUUAAGUCAUAUUUGUAUGUCAACGGUCAGUCUCUUUAAAAGGCUGGGAUUUUCAGGGGUGGGGUCUGGCCUACAGUUUGGUAUACAAAGGGCUGAAAAACUCUUUGCUAUUAUAUUCCCUGUUUUUUUUCCUCUCUCUAAAGCCUUUGAUGAUAAAAUCUAUGUAUUUAUAGGUGCAUUAAGAUGUAUUCUUGUCCACUGCAAGACUGCGUUUAGUUUUAGGAUAAUGAAUUCUAUAUUUGCAGUAAGUUUGGGGGGGGGGAACUUAAGUACAUUUUUGGUAGUUUUUUUUUCCCCAUUUAUACUUAAUUACAAAGAACAAAAUGGGUUUGUUGUUGGACUGCAAGUUUUGUAUACUGUAGAGUAAACUAUGUAAAACUGAAGUUGCAGUACUGGAUCUGUUGAAAUGAGUCUCAUGGACAUAUGCAUAUUUAUAUUUUGGACCACCUCAGCCAUUUUUUUUUGUACAUAAUUCUUGGUAUAUUAAGAUUUACAAGUAACACCAGGCCUUUCUGCCUGAAGUUUUUGUGUGUGCAUUUUUUCCCCUUUAUUGCCCGGUUUCCUUAAAUCUGUUUGAAAGUGGACCCCUUUUUUUUGCCUUGUGUGAUUGCACAUGCUCUCAAGCAAGGUAUGCUUGUUUAGAUUUUAUACACUUGUGUUAAACACUGAGAUGUGUAGACUUUGAAAGCCUCAACUCGUGGUGUGUGGUUUUUUUUUUAUGUAUUUUUUUAAGGUUAACUCCAUUAAUGCAGUUUACAAUCAUGCAAGAUAAAACACUAAGUCUGGAUAUUUUAAUAGCCAAUACCGUAACUGCUCCAGCCUUACCAACUGACGCUUAUGCUAGUCUAAUUUGAGAAUUCUUAUUAGAAAGUAUUUAACAGAGUUGCCUUUUUCUUUGAUUAAUUCCAGUGUGGGAAGUGCAUCUUAAAUGUACAUGUUGUCAGUCAGGGAUGAUGAAACCACCACUAGCCACAUCUGUGUGGCUUUGGAUUACUGUAGAACAGUAUGUACAAAUGGGGCAUCCUCCCCACCUUCUUAGAUAAAAAUAUAAAUAAAUAUAUAUAUAUAUAUAUAUAUAUAUAUAUAUAUAUAUAUAUAUAUAAUACACACAUACACACAAGGGCUUUUAAUUAUGAAGUUGUACAAUCUUUAGAGUUCAAUAACAGUGGAGCAGAUUCUCUAUUGCCACGGCUAGGCAAUGUUUACAUAUGCUAUAGUGUUUUGAAGCCUUCCAGUAAUCUUGCACACAAUUCCUUACACAAUAGCUUGUUCUGUGUAUGGAGAUCUAACUGCUCCACAGGUCAGCUGAAUUAAAGAUGCAUUUAAAUAAUGUGUUGUGUUCAUUUGCUUUGCAUCUCAUUAAUUUUCUAGUUUGGUAUAUGCUAUAUAAACACUGAUUUAAAAUAGAGAGAAGUAUGAGUCAUCUCUUCUUGUUGACAUGAACUUCCUAGAUUGAAGCGACUGCAGAACCAGUUGGAUGAUGUCUGUAAUGGGACACACCCAUCAGGUCCAUUCUGCCUUCAUGAAAACUACAGGGUUGUAAUUGGUGUCUUGUAGUCCUUUGGUGACAUUUCCUGAACCAGGAGGCCCUGUGUCAGGUCUGGCUAUGACUGUAGUCCUCUUUCCAUUUCACCAACACAGCUGAAAAUUCACAGCUCAUUUUUACAUUUCUGUUUGAUUUACAUGUGUAGUUUGAUAGGUUUUGUUUGGGUUUUUAUAGGCCAAAUAAAGAGUUUACUUAA
Messenger RNA from Brienomyrus brachyistius, 2964 nucleotides. Its product is annotated as BTB/POZ domain-containing protein KCTD5-like. Gene Ontology annotation, cellular component: Cul3-RING ubiquitin ligase complex; cytoplasm. Lineage: Eukaryota; Metazoa; Chordata; Actinopteri; Osteoglossiformes; Mormyridae. Gene Ontology annotation, molecular function: cullin family protein binding. Gene Ontology annotation, biological process: proteasome-mediated ubiquitin-dependent protein catabolic process; protein homooligomerization. The record is from RefSeq and is a predicted model, not a curated record. The transcript is spliced from 7 exons. Bases 50 to 841 code for a protein of 263 amino acids.